Messenger RNA from Lentinula edodes (shiitake mushroom), 1824 nucleotides. RefSeq lists its product as uncharacterized. The transcript has 7 exons. Bases 135 to 1487 code for a protein of 450 amino acids. Lineage: Eukaryota; Fungi; Basidiomycota; Agaricomycetes; Agaricales; Omphalotaceae. Gene Ontology annotation, molecular function: glutaminyl-peptide cyclotransferase activity; zinc ion binding. The record is from RefSeq and is a predicted model, not a curated record.
GUACCAUUUAUGAACUCUUUUCGUCAACCUCUUUGAAGAUACAUACUGUAUUUAAUCGCACAGGGAAUUUGACAAGGCGUAACUUGAAGGAGAACUUGGAGAAGGUCGGACAUACGGGAUAACCCAACCGAAUAAUGCAUUUUCUAUACCUAUCCUUCUCUCUUCUAAUCAUCCUUGUUCACGCCUACCAACCCCACAACCGUCUUGGAGAACGUUCCUUUCCAUACCAAUACUCCACCGCAGAAAUUAAAGCACUCAUCUCCUCCUUGGACCCAAUAUCCUCUACCCAAAAGCACCUGGAACGAAUACUAAUUCCAAGAGUAUCUGAUACUACCAACAAUGUUCUCGUGCGAGAGUAUAUCAUCAAGAUAUUGCAGGAUGGAUUUAAUGGUGGUAAAGGAUGGCAUGUCGAAGAGGACGAGUUUGAGGGAGAUACACCGUUCGGGAAGAAGAAGUUUGUGAAUAUCGUGGCAACGAAGGAUCCUAGGGCAUCGAGGCGACUGAUACUCGCUGCACACUUUGACUCCAAAUACUUUGCACCGCCAAAUGACCAGUUCGUUGGGGCGAUAGAUAGCGCGUUCCCAUGUGCAGUGCUGUUGGAUUUAGCUGAGAGCCUGGAUGGAAUGUUGGAAAGUCGGAUAUCUCAAUUAGAACAUGACGACCUUCCUGUGGAUGAAGAUGAAGACCUUGCAGAUACUACCCUACAGCUCGUAUUCUUCGAUGGAGAAGAAGCUUUUGUUAGCUGGACAGAUACAGACUCAAUAUAUGGUGCACGACACCUUGCAGAGACAUGGGAAUCCGCCUAUGUCUCCUACAGCUCACCUUCGGUCGUGACCUCCAUGUCUUCUCGUUCUUCGAAUUCAUCCUCAACUACGAAUGACGACGCUAUGCUAGGUUUUAUUGGCCCUCGUCGUCUAAUGCCACCUACUUCACUAUCACUCCUUUCCACUAUCGAACAUCUAAUCUUGCUCGAUCUAUUGGGUUCAAAACCUCCGAGUGAGGGUAGGCCGAUGAUCAAGAAUUACUUCAAGGACACCGCAUGGCUAUACUCCGCCCUCUCUUCAACCGAAGCCCGCAUAGCCGCCCUCGACGCCUUCGUCGAUCCAUCAUUGCCUGAAUCUUCCGAUGAAUCGGCACACAUGUCCAAAGACUCAUUUGUCUCGUAUUUCCACCCUCUGCCUGCGAAAGCGUCCCAGAUGGUGAAUAUAGGGUACAUGGGCGACGACCAUGUACCAUUCUUGAGGAGAGGCAUCCCAGUGUUGCAUUUGAUUCCUGAACCGUUUCCGAGAGUAUGGCAUACCCUAGCAGAUGACGCCACCGCACUGGACAAAGCAUCAAUGCGGAGAUGGGUCGUAUUGAUGAGGAUCUUCGUUGGCGAGUAUCUUGGAUUACGACCGCCUCUUUCGACAUCGAGAGAAGAGAGGUCACGAGAGGAAGUUACUGGGGAAGAAGACGAGGCGACGCUGGGAUCGAGGGACGAGUUGUAGAUGAUAAAUUAUGAGUCUACAUAGUAGACACAGAGAGUCGACAUACGCAAGGGAAUCAAUAGAGAUGUAAUCGAAUUCGCGGCAUGUUUGAAUGCAGGUUUCCCAAAUGCGAAGCAUACAUAAAGAAUUCAUCUGAAGCUAGUAUGGAUGUUCCUUUGCAUGUUAAGAUAGCUACAAGUCUCUUACAAGGCGGGCAGCUCUGUAGCUCUUGCUGCUUGACGUAGUGUAAAAUAACUUCCUGAGAAUUAUUCCUCGCAUGGGACGAACGUUGGUCUCGAACCAUUGUUAGGCCAAUAUCGCUACUAAUAUCACUGCAUGCAAAUUCUGAUAAGUUCAC